This is a messenger RNA of Fusarium subglutinans, 1494 nucleotides long. Its product is annotated as GTP cyclohydrolase II. The record is from RefSeq and is a predicted model, not a curated record. NCBI's taxonomy places the organism in Eukaryota, Fungi, Ascomycota, Sordariomycetes, Hypocreales, Nectriaceae. Gene Ontology annotation, molecular function: GTP cyclohydrolase II activity. The transcript has 16 exons. The coding region runs from base 1 to 1494 and encodes 497 amino acids. Gene Ontology annotation, biological process: riboflavin biosynthetic process.
AUGGCAUCUGACGAUCAGCAGCAAUCCAGCAUGCUGGAGGCUCUACAGGAGAUUCAGCGGACGCAGGCUCUUCUAGUGAACGCGGUCGAAUCGCUUUCUGGUAGAUCAAUCGAGGAAUCAGGUGGAGAUGUUGGCAAGAACACCAUCCUUGAGCCAGGUUCUCGUGAAGAUGACAAUGAAGGCGGAACCCCUUCAGUAGAUGUUCCUGCUGCCUCUGGAGACAAAUUGAAAGCUCCUGCGCUUCCCUCGCCCGACCAGCGCCAGCAGCAAGGAUUCACAUCGCGUAUUAUUCUGACGACUUACCCCAAGCAGAUUGGAAUUAAUCCUUUGCCCAUGGACUGGGGAAAUCAAGACCCCGUUAAGCGUGGCCCUAUCGUAGUUUCAAGGGCUACUUCUACUAUUCGACGUCGUAAUGGUUCUGGUGGUUCGUACUCGAUCUACUAUGCCCUCGCCGUUGCCAGCAACGAACUGAACGCCGACCACCGUCCCGACUUCACCAACACCGAGCCGGCUGCGAACAUUGGCCCUUUCCCUCAAUGGGGAGACCCCAAGAAGAUCGUUGCCAUGGACCCCUGGGGACAUCUCGCUCCUUGGCUGUUCAAGGACACCAUCGAGAAGGACAACGUCGAUAUUCGACCGACCAUUGCCAUUACCAAGGCUCAUAUGAAGCUUCCUGAACUUGCCGAGAGUGUCAAGGCCGGUCGACUGGUACCCGAUGGCAAGGUUUGCCUCAAUGAUCAGGGUGAAUUGGCUGUCACCAAGUUUGCCGUUGAGCCAGUCUGGUACCUCCCCGGUGUGGCGGAGCGAUUCGGUAUUGACGAGGCCACCCUACGACGUUCCCUGUUUGAGCACACAGGAGGAAGCUACCCUGAGCUUAUCACCCGCGGAGACAUUAAAGUAUUCCUUCCUCCGAUUGGUGGUCUCACUGUGUACUGCUUCGGAGAUCCAGCUAAGAUGUCGGAUGAAUCGGUUCGACUGUCUCUGCGAAUCCACGACGAGUGCAACGGUAGCGACGUGUUCGGAUCUGAUAUCUGCACUUGCCGUCCUUACUUGAUCUUUGGUAUCGAGGAGGCGGUCAAAGAGGCUCAGAAUGGUGGCAGUGGUGUUGUCAUCUACUUCAGAAAGGAAGGCCUGGUCUACAACGCCCGUAAACGCGGAGCCGAUCGCGCAUCAGACUAUUUCAAGAGGACCGAGAACAUUGCAGGUGUCAAAGACAUGCGAUUCCAGGCUCUCAUGCCGGAUAUCCUGCACUGGCUGGGCAUCAAGAAGAUUGACAGGAUGCUUAGCAUGAGCAACAUGAAGCAUGAUGCGAUUGUUGGACAGGGAAUCCCUAUUCAUGAGAGGGUCGAGCUUCCAGAAGAACUGAUACCCGCUGACUCGCGAGUCGAAAUUGACGCCAAGAUUACAGCUGGCUACUUUACCACUGGUAAACGCAUGACUACCGAAGAGCUCCAGGCGGUCCAGGGACGAAUAUGGGAAGACUUUGACCAUUAA